Molecule: messenger RNA, 1404 nt
Organism: Opisthocomus hoazin
Lineage: Eukaryota; Metazoa; Chordata; Aves; Opisthocomiformes; Opisthocomidae
Source: RefSeq, a predicted model, not a curated record
AUGGAGUUCCUGGAGAUCGGGGGCAGUGAAUGUCUGCGUUCGUACUGGAAGAUGUACCUGCCCAAAGUGCUGUUGCUGAUCUAUGUCGUGGACUCGGCCGAUCACGCCCGACUGCCUGUGGCGAAACAGCUGCUGCAUCAACUGGUCCAGAACAACCCCACCCUGCCGGUGGUGGUUCUGGCCAACAAGCAGGUAAGAGACCUCAAAGGCGCAUAUUGCAUCACCGACAUCCACGAUGCUCUGGCACUGUCUGAUAUCGGGGACGAGAGGAAGAUGUUCUUGAUUGGGACCCACGUGGCAGAGGAUGGCUCCGAGAUCUCCUCCAGCAUGAAGGAUGCCAAGGAGCUGAUAGCGCAGCUGGUUUUGGAAACGCACGCGGCGGGUGAGGAAGACGAGCUGCUGACCGGCGUCGCUCUCCCAGCGCCCCCGUCGUCGCCCUCCACCAGCGAGACCCAGGAUCCGGGCAGCUCCGUGAAGGACCUGUUCUGCAGCUACCUCUUUUCUUGGGGCUUGCCAGCACGCUCACGCAACAGGAUACGAGAACUUGCAGAACCCAAGAAAGCGGCUUAUGCAAACGACCCCAGGCUCGUGUGGGGAAACCAAGAGACGAUCUGGCCCCUCUCGCGGCGUGCUGCGGCAGCUCGACUAUCGCCAAGAAUAGUGGCACUGGCCAAGCCCAAGCAAGAUUUUGGCAAUCACCAGUGCAGGUCCCUCUUCUUGUACAGCUGUGGACGGGAAUCAACGAUUUGGGAGCGUCCCCUGCUAGAGGAUUUUGGCUUCCCUUCUGAUCGGCUGCUGAAGUUGUCUGAACCUAAAAAAUACCAAGCUGCUUACUUGCAGCAAAGACCUCUCCAGUCCCCGGAGUGGCCCGUGUCACCAGCUGCACUGAGCUAUCGGGCAUCCCCACGGAUCCUGGAGCUUGCACGGCCGACGGGGCUUCACCCAGAGUUCCUGCUGCCCAGAGAGGUGCCAACACGGGUUGCCAACAUCGCAGCCUUGGCCAGAGCACCCUCGCGGUUACAGCGUCUGGCAGAGCCCCGGGUCAGGAAGGUGACCUGCUGCUACGAGCACAGCUUCCCCGAAGCCGUCAUCCGUCCGGUUUCCAAGUUGGCUCUGGAGGCAGUCGCGAGCCCUCGGACCCUGGAGCUGGCUAGGGCAAAACGAUUGCAUCCUGACUUCGUGCCCUUGCGGGAUGCCAAGUGGCCAGUGACGAGGGCUGCAAAGCACACAGUGGCCACGCCAAGGCUUGUGGAACUGGCCCAGCCCUGCAAAAGGUGUCUGAUGGAUUCGGCGCUGUUCAACCCAGAUGCGUUCACCCCCGUCAGAACCACAGCCCGCUGCUCGGGCGGCUGCCCCCACUGCCCCUUGGAAAAUCACCUGCUUUGGGCUGUGCUGAGGGCUUAA